Drosophila eugracilis is the source of this 1900-nucleotide messenger RNA. RefSeq names its product UDP-glucosyltransferase 2. NCBI's taxonomy places the organism in Eukaryota, Metazoa, Arthropoda, Insecta, Diptera, Drosophilidae. The transcript has 2 exons. The record is from RefSeq and is a predicted model, not a curated record. Gene Ontology annotation, molecular function: UDP-glycosyltransferase activity. The coding region runs from base 138 to 1742 and encodes 534 amino acids.
AACUUGCUUUGUGUAGAAUGAGCAAAUUUUGGUAGAUUCUAUUAAUCGGCACUCACCGAUAAUUAUAUAUAGAAAAAAAGGUUUUUUAUGUUAGAUUAGUGGUUGUUCGUUAGCGAAUCGGAGUGGUUGCUUUGGAAAUGGGAAUUAUAUGUUCUGGAACAGGUCUGGGCGUACUGCUCUUUAGCCUGGCAUUACUUUUAGCUGCUAAUGCCGAUAUAGAGGUUCAAAGUUCACGCAUUUUGGCUGUAUUUCCCUUUCCUGGGCGAUCGCAAUACAUCUUUGCCGAGCAAUAUCUCAAGGAGUUGGCUCUUCGGGGUCAUGAUGUCACCGUGAUCAAUACAUUUGGCAGCGAAAAAGAAGAGCACAAUUUUCGGGUAAUUGGUGCCAAAAAAAUUCACGAAAUUAUGGCAGCCUUUGCCAAUUUUGAUUACAAUCAGGAGGCAAGUCAAUGGAAAGUCUUAACAAUGACGACCGAGUUUCUCAAUCUCUUAACUACUAGUAUGCUGGAUGAUCCAGCUGUUCAGGAUUUACUAAACAGCGGAAAAAGCUUCGACUUGGUUGUGAUGGAAACAGUACAGAAUGAAGCGCUCUUUGGCUUGGCCCAGCAUUUUGGAGCACAGACCAUAGGCAUAUCCUCGUACGGUACAGAUACUCAUAUCGACGAAUUGAUGGGUAAUCUUUCGCCAUUAUCUUACAAUCCAAUGCUACUAUCAUCCAGAACAGAGCGAAUGGGAAUCGAGGAUCGCCUACGAAAUGUAUGGGAAGCUGCGAUUAUGUGGCUACAUAAGAGAAUUGUCCACCUGCCCACUCAGCGGAUUCUGUAUGCCAAGUACUUUCCAACAGCCAAGAAAUCGUUGGAGGAAGUUUUGGAUAGCUUUUCACUGAUGCUGCUAGGACAGCAUUUUUCACUAAGUUAUCCACGCCCUUAUUUGCCUAAUAUGAUCGAGGUCGGCGGUCUGCAUUUGCAACAGAAGCGAAAGGUUCAGCCAUUGGCAAAAGAUUUGUCUGAAUUUGUGGAGCAAUCUGACCAGGGAGUAAUCUAUUUCUCCAUGGGAUCUAAUAUCAAAAGUGCAGAUUUACCACCAGCCACUCGUAAAGUUCUAAUGGAAACCUUUGCUAGUUUAUCUCAGCGUGUUUUGUGGAAAUUCGAAGAUGAUCAGUUGCCUGAAAAGCCAACGAAUGUUUUUAUUAGUAAAUGGUUUCCUCAACCGGACAUUCUGGCUCAUCCGAAUGUCAAGCUGUUUAUCACCCACGGAGGCCUCUUGAGCACCAUUGAGAGUAUUUAUUUUGGAAAACCCGUCUUGGGUCUACCAGUUUUCUACGAUCAGCACUUGAAUGUUCAGAGGGCCAAGCAAGCGGGUUAUGGUCUCAGUUCGGAUAUUUGGAGUGUCAAUGCCACAGAACUUACUUCACUGAUCCAAGAACUGUUAAGUAAUCCCAGCUAUUUGGCAGCAGCUCAAAUUAAAUCCAAACUAUUUCGUGAUCAAAAGGAUACCGCUUUGGAACGUGCCAUCUGGUGGACAGAAUAUGUACUAAGACACAAGGGCGCCAAACAUUUGAGAUGCGCCUCCCGGGAUCUAAAUUUUGUCCAGUUCCAUGGACUGGACACCUGGGGUCUACUCAUCGCUGGCGUGCUUGUGUCUAUACUGAUCUUCGUGAUUGCUUUAAAGUGCCUACUGAGGGGUCUCUGUUAUGUCAUCUCAAAGCGUCGUAAGGGGUCGAAUAAAUUGAAGACCCAGUAACCAAUUAAAGGCCAUUAACUAAUCGAGCUUAUGCUUGCAUUCGUUUCUUGUUUAACGCUAGUGUAGGUUACAUUUGAAAUUAUUUGUUUUGUUAUUAGCACUUUAAGUUUGAAGAGACUAAAAAUAUAUUUAUUCCCAAAUAAAGAACAGAAAAUUAA